This is a messenger RNA of Mus caroli (Ryukyu mouse), 874 nucleotides long. RefSeq names its product chymotrypsinogen B. The record is from RefSeq and is a predicted model, not a curated record. Lineage: Eukaryota; Metazoa; Chordata; Mammalia; Rodentia; Muridae. Gene Ontology annotation, biological process: proteolysis. Gene Ontology annotation, molecular function: serine-type endopeptidase activity.
UUCAUCAGCACCAUGGCAUUCCUUUGGCUUGUGUCCUGCUUUGCCCUUGUGGGAGCCACCUUUGGCUGUGGGGUCCCUGCCAUCCAACCCGUGCUGACCGGUCUGUCCAGGAUCGUCAACGGAGAGGAUGCUAUCCCUGGCUCCUGGCCCUGGCAGGUGUCCCUGCAGGACAGAACUGGCUUCCAUUUCUGUGGGGGCUCCCUCAUCAGCGAAAACUGGGUGGUCACUGCUGCCCACUGCGGGGUCAAGACAACCGAUGUGGUGGUAGCUGGAGAGUUUGAUCAGGGCUCCGAUGAAGAGAAUAUCCAGGUCCUGAAUAUCGCCCAGGUUUUUAAGAACCCCAAGUUCAACUCCUUCACCGUGCGUAAUGACAUCACCCUGCUGAAGCUGGCCACUCCUGCCCAGUUCUCUGAGACUGUGUCUGCCGUGUGUCUGCCCACUGUUGACGAUGACUUCCCUGCUGGGACACUGUGUGCCACCACUGGCUGGGGCAAGACCAAAUACAAUGCCCUCAAGACCCCUGACAAGCUGCAGCAGGCUGCCCUGCCCAUCGUGUCCGAGGCUAAGUGCAAGGAGUCCUGGGGUUCCAAGAUCACGGAUGUGAUGAUCUGCGCAGGCGCCAGUGGCGUCUCUUCCUGCAUGGGUGACUCUGGUGGCCCCCUCGUGUGCCAGAAGGACGGAGUCUGGACCCUGGCAGGCAUUGUGUCCUGGGGCAGUGGUUUCUGCUCCACUUCCACCCCUGCCGUGUAUGCCCGAGUCACUGCCCUCAUGCCCUGGGUUCAGGAGAUCUUGGAAGCCAACUAAGUACACGGUCCUUUCCUCUUUCCUCCUCCUCCCCCUCCGUGCAUCUACAAUAAAAAUCAUCUAAUUAGAA